This is a messenger RNA of Setaria italica (foxtail millet), 1499 nucleotides long. Its product is annotated as annexin D3. NCBI's taxonomy places the organism in Eukaryota, Viridiplantae, Streptophyta, Magnoliopsida, Poales, Poaceae. Gene Ontology annotation, cellular component: cytoplasm. The record is from RefSeq and is a predicted model, not a curated record. Gene Ontology annotation, molecular function: calcium-dependent phospholipid binding; calcium ion binding. Bases 272 to 1252 code for a protein of 326 amino acids. The transcript has 5 exons.
CACGGAGGGCAAGGAAACAGAGUCCUCCCGGCAGGCGGCAGCUCCUUGAUGCUCUGCUCUGGUCUGGUGCAAGUCCAGCCUGGAGAGACCUACCGGCACGAGCACUCUGCUCUGGUCUGGUGCAGGGUCGUGACUCACGUUGCUCGACUGCCUAAUUCCCUGCAUUAUUGUUCAUCCUUCAUUCCUUCCACGUUUGCACGUUACCUACCCUCACCGAUCGCCUCCCUCCUCCACGUCCGGCGCGGCCGUUCGAUCCCGCGACAGCAAAGAGAUGGCGCCCAUCGCGGCCGCCGCCAUCCCGAGCCCCGCGCAGGCCGCGGCGGCCGACGCCGAGAGCCUCCGGAAGGCCGUGCAGGGGUGGGGCACGGACGAGCAGGCGCUGAUCGAGAUCCUCGGCCGGCGGACCGCCGCGCAGCGCGCCGAGGUACGCCGCGCCUAUGCCGAGCUCUACAGGGAGUCGCUCCUCGACCGUCUCCGCUCCGAGCUCUCCGGCGACUUCCGGAACGCCAUGGUGCUGUGGACGAUGGACCCGGCGGAGCGGGGCGCGCGUCUGGCCAACGGCGCGCUCGCCGCCGGCAAGAAGACCAUCGGCGACCAGCACGCCUGGGCGCUGGUCGAGGUCGCCUGCGCCUCCGCACCGGACCACCUCGUCGCCGUCCGCCGCGCGUACCGCUCCCUCUUCGGCUGCUCCCUCGAGGAGGACGUCGCCGCCUGCCCGGCGCUCCAGGACCCGCUUGGGAAGCUGCUGGUGAGCCUGGUGAGGUCGUACCGCUGCGAGACGGAGCUCGUCGACGGCGACGUCGCGGGGCUCGAGGCGGCGCAGCUGGCCGAGGCCAUCAGGAAGAGGAAGCAGCCGCACGCCGACGAGGUGAUACGGAUCGUCAGCACGAGGAGCAAGCGCCAGCUGCGGGCCACGUUCCAGCGGUACGAGCGAGACCACGGCGCCGACAUCGACGAGGACAUCGCCAAGCAUAGCAGCAGCCAGUUCUCCAAGAUCCUCAGGAGCGCCAUCUGGUGCCUGACAUCGCCGGAAAAGCACUUUGCAGAGGCUAUCAGAUACUCCAUCUUAGGAUUUGGAACGGACGAGGACACACUUACCAGGGCGAUCGUGUCCGGGGCCGACAUCGGCAUGGAGAAGAUCAAAGAGGAGUACAAAGUCAGGUUCAAGACCACGGUGACCAGCGAUAUCGUCGGCGACACCUCCGGGUAUUACAAGGACUUCUUGCUGACCUUGGUGGGGAGUGAAGAGUAGACAGCCUGCUUCUGUUGGGCACUUGGGCAUAGCCGCACAGGAUGACAAUGUGUAUCCGCAGCCACAAAAUAAAAAGGUUUCGUCAGAGAUCCAGAAUGCAUCUUUAAUUGUUCAUGCUGUGUGUUAAGGAUUUAUCUUGCACUGGAAACAUGGAACUGUGUUGAAGAUGUACAAAAACACAACAUUGCUCUUUUCAAGAUUUCAAAAGGACCAUAUAAUGUUCAGUCGUUCAGAUCAACCAAAACUA